UGCUACUUUUCGGCAUGGAGAACAAUAAGAGGUUCACUACUGAAAACUUGCUCACUAGAAUUGGAAGCUUUGGCCUUUACCAAAAGCUUCUAAUGGUGUUUGCAAUCUAUGCUGUUAUUUGCUGGGCUGUCUUUUUGGCUGUCACCUAUUUCAUAAUUGCCGAGCCAAGAUGGCAGUGUGUCCAAAACAGUACGAUUUGCAAUCUAACUGAGUCGAUAGGUCCUGGAGAAGCGAAUUAUGAUUACAGAUGCGGUAUUCCUCGCCAAGAAUGGAAGUUUGUAGAUGAAUAUACAUCACUUGUAACCCAGUUUGACUUGGUUUGUGACAAAUCUACAUUCGGUAAACACAUUAACACRAUGYCAUCGACGGGAUUUAUAGCUGGCUCUCUGAUUGGUGGCUUAUUGUCUGAUAAAUAUGGAAGAAAGAUCGUUUUCUUUGCUUCUGGAUUUUUGUACUGUGCUUCUUUCCUAGUAAUCAGCUUUUCAACGAGUUACUUGAUGGCCGCGGUUCCCGUCUUUUUUGCUGGAUUUGGAGGCGCAUGUACCACGUCCACAGCAUUUGUAUGGGUCGUUGAAUACGUAGGAAUCAAACAUCGUUCAUURAUAGGCAAUGGUCUAUGGCUGUCCUAUGCUUUMGGUUAUAUGAUACUACCUGGCUUGGGAUACCUUAUUCGCGAUUGGAGAAMGCUGACUCUGUUGGUUGCACUUAUUGGGGUCCCUGUGUUUCCUACUUGCUGUCUUGUACCAGAUUCUCUUCGAUGGAUGAUUACAAACCGAAGUACCCAGGCUUUAAAAACGAUUCAAAAAAUUGCRAAAAUCAACAAAAAGCCUGCUCUGGACGAGAAUAUUCAGCUUCCUAAAAUCGAGGCUAAAGUUACAUCGGGUGAUGUUCGACUUCUUUUUACCUCAGGAUACGGGAAAGCUACGUUAGUCAUUUGGUAUUCAUGGUUUGUCAACGCCUUGAUCUAUGAUUCAGUACAUUUAAGUGCUCCAAGUGUUGGGGGUAGUGCAUACUUAAAUUGGUUUCUUUCAGGCUUCGCAGAGCUCUUAAGUACUUUCUUUUGUAUAUAUGCUCAUAACAGGUUUGGGCGUAAGAAAUGUAUUAUCUUUUGUCAAAUCAUGGCCAGUUUAUCGUCAAUUGGCUCAGUCAUCCUUACACUUUAUGACGACGGCAGCCCAGGAUAUUUAGCUGGGAAYAUCUUGAUGUCUAUGGUGCUGGCAAAGUUUUUCAUCACUAUAUCUUAUGAUGGCAUAUAUUUAUUGACGGCAGAAUAUUACCCUACAAUUAUAAGAAAUGUAGCUCUYGGAGCAUCAGCAAUGUUUUCAGGCAUUGGAGGAAUAAUAGCGGGAUAUGUGACACAUUCAAUUCGAGUUWAUCCUUUACUACCAUAUAUAAUCACCGGUGCGAACGCAUUCUUAUCUGCCAUACUUUGCCUGUCACUCAGAGAAACAAACAAUCAUCCUCUACUUGAAGUGGUWCCUACAAUGAAGGAAAUGGAUACUAAYCUUUGACCACCUGGACCAGUUGAGUCGUUUAUACCGAGAAAUGGAGUAAAUCCAUCAAUCAACUUAUCAAUCAGCCAAUCAAUCAAUCAAUCAAUCAAUCAAUCAA
Molecule: messenger RNA, 1611 nt
Organism: Exaiptasia diaphana
Lineage: Eukaryota; Metazoa; Cnidaria; Anthozoa; Actiniaria; Aiptasiidae
Product: organic cation transporter protein
Exons: 9
Coding region: 15-1511 (498 amino acids)
Biological process (GO): transmembrane transport
Cellular component (GO): membrane
Molecular function (GO): transmembrane transporter activity
Source: RefSeq, a predicted model, not a curated record